AUGAGUAGUAAAACCAAAUCAUUUAAAAACAACUAUAAUUUAAAUAAUAAUAAUAAUAAUAUAAAUAAUAAUAUCAAUAACAUUAGUAAUAUAAGUAACAAUAAUAAUAUAAUAGUAACAACUACCACCACUACUACAACAUCAAAUAUUGGAUGUAAUAGAUGCAUAUUAUGCAGAAGAGGAUGUCCAAAAAUUUUGACCAAAGAAUAUAUACCAGAACUAAAAGAUUUUCUUCGUACCAUUAUUUACAUUUUAGCCAAAAAACAAAAGAAAGAAUAUGAUAAACUUCAUGCAGAUGACAGUGAUGAUGAAGAUGACGAGGAAGAGAAUGAAAAACAAUACCAAUUUGUACAAACUAAAGAUAUCAACACAUUUAUAAUCACCCAUAAAAAACUAUUAAAUUUUAACGACGGUAUUGUAAUGGAUAAGGAUAGUAUUACCAAUUGCUUAUCUCAUAAACAUAAAAUAUUCAAGUCUGGUAAAAUAAAAUAUGGUAUUGGUUAUUGGGCAUUAGUGGAUCCAUAUGACAGCCCUUGGGAUCAAAAACAGCAACAAGCAAACCAAGUUUCGAAAUCAAGAGGCAAUACUGGUCCAAUUUGUGGUGCAAUCACACAUCGUGGUAACAUUUGUCAAAAAACUUCUAUUUGUCCAUUUCACUCAAGUUCGAUUGUAAAUAAUAAAAGUAAUACAAAUAUCAACAACAGCAAUAAUCAUAAUCAUAUUCAUAACGCCAAUAAUAUUAAUAUGAAUAGUUAUAACAAUAAUAGCAAUUCAAAUAAUAAUCAUUUGCAUGGUAAUAAGGUAACAGUUUCGACAGGUGGUUCAAUUGAUAUAGUUCCGUCCAAUUGUUUGUGUUUAUUAUGUAAAAGAGGCACCCCAGUAAAAUUAAAAGAAACACCAGAAUUAAAAGAUUAUCUUAAAAUUAUAAUUUAUGUAUUAUCAAAUAACAAAGAUACAAAUAACGAGGAAGAGGAUAGAUAUGUUCAAACCAUUGAUAUUCAUAAUUUUAUUUCAUCACACAAAAUACUAUUAAAUUUAAAUCAAAACCUAAUUCCCGAUCGAAAUAGUAUAACAAAUUGUUUAUCUCACCAACAUCGAAUUUUUAAAUCAGGCAAAGAAGUAUAUGGUUUUGGGUAUUGGUGUUUACGUGAUCCAAAGGAAGAUCCAUGGAAUGAUUGUUCAAUCGAUUUCACUCAACAAAUUUUACAACAGCAACAACUUUCAUCAUCCUCAUCCUCACCAACCCAGUCAACUUCCCAACUUAUUUUAUUACAACAACAACCACUUAUAAUAAAGAAACAGGGCCCAAUAUGUGGAGCCAUUACAAAUAGAGGGAAUAUCUGUAAGAAACCAUUAAACAAAUGUUUAUUCCAUACAAAUAAACCAAAUUUAAAAAAUAUCAAUAAUCCAAAUUUUAAUAAUAAUAACUACAGUCUAUUAAUCGAACAGCAUCAAAAACAACUUCAACAACAGCUUCAAACACCAACAUCACAAUCAUCCCACCAUCGAAAUAUACAAUUCCUGGAUAAAGAAAAAGAUGAUGAUAAUCACUCAUUUGAUGAGUCAGAUAGUGAUGAGGAUGAAAAUAUUAAUAAUAGCAAUAAUAGUAAUAAUAGUGAUGACUUUAAUAGCAGCAGCUCCAGUAGUGGUAGUAAUUUAUAUCAAGGAAAGAGAGAAUAUAUUGAAGAAAUUAACGAUAAUUGUGAUUUUUUACCCAAAAUAAAAAGAUUAAACUCAAAUGAAAGUUUGAAUAAUUUUUCAAACAAUACCACCAUAUAUAUAGGUAUUCAAGAUGAUUUUAAUCAGAAUAACUUUUUUGAUAAACCACCAUCACAACCAUCAUCACCACUAUCAAACAAUAUAAGUAAUAAUAAUUGUACUUCUACUUCAACCUCAACUUUAGUUUCAACUUGUAACAAUUAUAGUAGUCAUAGUUAUAACAAUAAUAACAAUGUAAAUAGUGUAAAUAAUAGUCAACAACUAAACAACAGUGUAGUUAAUAAUAGUAUUUCUUUAGUAUCAUUAGCAGCAACAAUGUCUCAAGAAAAAAUAUCAAAUUCAAUGUUUUUAUCAAUUCCAGAUUGUAAAUUAACAAAUAUUAUUCAUGCAUUAGAAUUGGAGAAAAAGGUAUUGAACAAUUAUUCAUUUUAUAGUAUUAUCAAUAGAUUACAAGAUACGAUUGGCGAAUCCCUACAUGUUCGUCUUUCGAGAGAAUAUACAAGAUAUAUGAUUAUCAAAGCAGCUGAAAAUGAUAUUGACCAAUUAGUUCCAAGUCCGCUUAUAGAUAUUUUUCAUAGAACCCAUUACCAAGAUUCUCUUCGUUAUAAAGAUUUCUGUAAAAUGAUUCAAUUCGAUGUAAAUAUUAAUAUGUCAUCCUCAUCAUCAAUUGGAUCCCUUAUUUCACUAUGUUCAUCAAGUAGCUCAACAUCCGAUUUAUUAGAACCAUACAAUAUCAACAUUCCAAGAGAACAACAAAAAAUGAAUUAUAAAAAAUUUUUAGAGCUAUAUAAAAAAUAUUUUCAUAAUAAUAUUAAUCAUAAUACAAACAAUUUAAUUGAUACCGAAAUAUGGGUAUUGGAAUUACAAUAGCCAACGGAUAAAUUAAAAUAAAUAUAGUGUUACAUUACAGUACGACAGUCACUUCACACAAACACAC
Dictyostelium purpureum is the source of this 2656-nucleotide messenger RNA. RefSeq lists its product as uncharacterized. Bases 1 to 2589 code for a protein of 862 amino acids. The record is from RefSeq and is a predicted model, not a curated record. The transcript has a single exon. NCBI's taxonomy places the organism in Eukaryota, Evosea, Eumycetozoa, Dictyosteliales, Dictyosteliaceae.